Messenger RNA from Mustela erminea (ermine), 1489 nucleotides. Its product is annotated as nuclear envelope pore membrane protein POM 121-like. The coding region runs from base 96 to 1325 and encodes 409 amino acids. The record is from RefSeq and is a predicted model, not a curated record. Lineage: Eukaryota; Metazoa; Chordata; Mammalia; Carnivora; Mustelidae. The transcript is spliced from 2 exons.
UGCGCGCUUUGCCUGGGGCCCCUUUGGCAGCUAACGGAAACCUCUCUGAGCCACUGACUCCAUUUGAAGGACGCGACUUUGCAGAACUGCUCCUUAUGGGCAGUUACCUGAGCCGGCCUCGCCCUCGGCUGGCAGCCUCUCCUCUGCUGAAUGGGGAGCAGCCCGAGGCAACUGAGAGCCUUGGGCCCAGGCCCGCGCAUCCCGCCCACGGUGUUCCCCGGGCUGGCCGGGUUCACUCGGCGGCCUCGACCCUGGACGUAGCUCGCAGGCUGUCAUACGAGGAUCUUGUGGCUUCACCACGUCGGCGGCGGCGGCGACACCGUCGGCGGUUUGCCAUAACCCAUCGGCGGCAAUAUCCAAUCCAGCAGGCCCGGUGUUUAUUUCUGGGGGUCUUUUCCUCUGUGCCCCCGACCAGCCACCCGAAGCCAGCGCUGUCUGCUUGCAGCUCCAAGAUGUUCUGCCACUCCGUGAUCCUGAGGAUGGUAUCCGCUAAGGGCAAACUGACGCUCCGUUUGGCUCUGAAGCAGACGGUCAUCUGUAUGUGGUCCUCACUUUCUGGUCACUUCCCAAAUCUGUGCGUAAGGGAGACCUUGGUGAGGGCCCUUGAAGAGAACCGCCAGGUGAGCACCAAGCCUGAGAAGGAGCUGGCCUCCCUGGCCGAGAGCAGGGAAGGGCUGGCCAAGUCAGAGGAAGGACACCCAGUCCCUGAGAAGCAGGAUAAUCUGAGAAGGGGUGCCGAGGGCAGCCAGAGUGUGCCAUCUGCGUUCAGACGGCUGAUGGUCAAUGGAGUCCUCUCUUCCUUCGUACCCAGGCCUGGGCCUUUGAAGAGAGACUUCUACUCCACGAGCUUAGAUGAUGGCCUGAUUAAGAAAUCCCACACCUGCUUUUUGAGCUCAUGCAGCAAACGCAAUGCCAUCACCAGUUCUUACAGUUCCACUCGAGGUGUCCCGCCACAGAGAUGCUGCCGAUGCACUGCGGGGAUCUGGGGCGCAGCCUCCUCCCAGCCCCAGCCACCCACGAAGAAAGCCAGCGAGGAAGGCUGUCAUUCUAGCUCUUCAGCCUCAGUAGAACCACAAAGGAAGAUCAGGAACGAAAAGGCUGCCGAGGGAGAGGAUGGGCAGAAGCAAAGUUUGAGCAAUCACUCACCUCCCCCUGACAGUUCCAGGCCCCGGAGGCGCAAGAUUCCUCUACUGCGGUCCUCCAGGCGAAAUGACCCAUUGAUCUUGCCUCCACCGCCCCAGCUAGGCUAUCGAGUCACCGCUGAAGACCUUGACUUAGAGAAGAGAGCUGCGAUCCAGUGGAUCAAUAAGGUGUUGGAAGGAUGAUGGAGCUAAGAUCCAGAGCAAACUUGAGGACCAUGACAUCAUGACUCUUCUGCAUAUGAGCUAACCCUCAAAUCUGAGUGUCUAGGCUUUACUCUGUGCUUGUAGUGCAAUAUUACAUUCCAUGUAGGGUCAUUUUGAUACUUAAAUAAGAUAAUCAUCUAAAG